AUGAUGACAUUUGAUGGAGCCGAGAAUGAUGUUGUUAUUCAACAACAAUCACAACAACAAGUAGAACAAAGAUGCGAAAAGAAUAAUAAUAUCGGAGUGAAGCCAUUCGAACAAUUGGUUGCAAAUAUUACACAUGAAUUCACGAUCAAACAAGGAGAUGGAAACUAUGGAAAUCACGAAUCGAUCGUCAAUCUGCUCAGCCAAUAUAUCACCGAGAAUCAUCAGGAUUGGCAGGACUACGCCUUCUCAUGUCCAUACGGCUACACACGCAACCUCGUCGCCAAGAGCGACCAGUUCGAGCUGAUGGUCAUCUGCUGGGCCAAGGGCCAGGUCAGCCCCAUCCACAACCACGAGGGACAGCGAUGCUGGAUGGCGUGCGCGCAGGGCAAGCUGCAGGAGACACAGUUCAUCUUUGAGAACACCAAGAAGCCACAUGGACAGGGCAAGCUGUGCGUCAACCAGGUGUCCACCAUCGACUAUGGUUCCGUUGGCUACAUCACCGACGACAUUGCACUGCACGUCAUUGAGAGCAUUGAGCCAGUGUCCGUAUCCAUCCAUCUCUAUUCCAAGCCAAUCCCCGAGUGCAACAUCUACUGUCCAGCCACUGGCACCGUCACCAGGAGAAAGCUAGGCUUCUACACACAAUUCAAAGAGCAAUGUCCCAACCAUCCACUGCGUCUGAUGUGUGCCAAGGAGAAGCCCCAA
Acytostelium subglobosum LB1 is the source of this 705-nucleotide messenger RNA. RefSeq lists its product as hypothetical. The record is from RefSeq and is a predicted model, not a curated record. Gene Ontology annotation, molecular function: cysteine dioxygenase activity; ferrous iron binding. The transcript has a single exon. Lineage: Eukaryota; Evosea; Eumycetozoa; Acytosteliales; Acytosteliaceae. Gene Ontology annotation, biological process: L-cysteine catabolic process. The annotation marks the transcript as partial.